Eutrema salsugineum is the source of this 1132-nucleotide messenger RNA. RefSeq names its product protein TIC 22, chloroplastic. Lineage: Eukaryota; Viridiplantae; Streptophyta; Magnoliopsida; Brassicales; Brassicaceae. Gene Ontology annotation, cellular component: chloroplast. Gene Ontology annotation, biological process: protein transport. The coding region runs from base 79 to 891 and encodes 270 amino acids. The record is from RefSeq and is a predicted model, not a curated record. The transcript is spliced from 8 exons.
GAGAGCCUUCUUCACCCUUUUCUUUAGUUACGAGAGGUUUUUCAAUUUCCUUCUUCGUUUCCUCUGCAAAUCCAAAAAAUGGAGUCAUCAGUAAAACCCAAUCCUCUCCUCUCUUUCUCCUCUUUCCUUCACCACCACUGUAAUCGAUUCGCCUCCGACCUCUCCGCCCGAAUCGAAGACACCAAACGUUUCGCCGAAACCCUAACUACUCGACGCUUCUCUCCUCCCUCUCCGUUCGCCUCCGUUUCACAGUCCAAGCCUUCUUCCACUGCUGUAACCUCCUCGACUACAUUGAAUCCAUCUCAUGUCGCUAAAGCUCUCGCUGGCACCUCUGUGUUCACUGUCAGCAACACCAAUAACGAGUUCGUUCUUAUCUCCGAUCCUACCGGCGACAAGUCUAUCGGUUUGCUCUGUUUCCGGCAAGAGGAUGCUGAAGCUUUUCUUGCUCAGGCGCGCCUUCGGAGAAGAGAACUGAAAACAAAUGCUAAGGUUGUUCCCAUUAAUCUGGACCAGGUGUACUUAUUGAAAGUUGAGGGGAUUUCUUUUCGCUUCUUGCCAGAUCCAAUCCAAAUAAAGAAUGCAUUGGAGCUCAAAUCCUCAGGUAGUAAGAAUGGGUUUGAUGGAGUUCCGGUAUUCCAGUCUGAGCUUCUUGUUGUGAGGAAACGAAAUAAACGUUACUGCCCUGUCUAUUUCAGUAAGGAAGAUAUAGAGAGGGAACUAUCAAAGUAUACAAGAGCAUCAAGAGGAGAUCAACAAAUUAUGGUUGGGAGUCUGGAAGAUGUCUUGAGGAAAAUGGAGAGGAGCGAGAAGAAUUCAGGUUGGGAAGAUGUAAUAUUCAUUCCACCAGGAAGAAGUUAUGCACAACACAUGCAGGAGGUGAUUCAAGAGUAAAAAAGACGAGAGACACAGUUUGUGUAUUUUUAUUUGAUAAAACAGCUUUUCUUUUGAUAUUUUGCAAUAUCAUCAUUGCAGAGCUCAACACAGUUUCAGUAAUCUUUUUUUCGUUUCUUUAUCUUAACACACACCAUUCACUCUCUUGGUUCUUACAUACCCAAAACCUAUAUUUGUUUGUACGGAUAAAAUGGUGAAUGGUGUAUUGGUUUAAGGUUAUGAAGCUGUAAUCCAUUUUCAA